Molecule: messenger RNA, 1397 nt
Organism: Phoenix dactylifera (date palm)
Lineage: Eukaryota; Viridiplantae; Streptophyta; Magnoliopsida; Arecales; Arecaceae
Source: RefSeq, a predicted model, not a curated record
UGACAGUAUCGCGGAAAAUAGGAAGCGCGUACCGUUUACUCCACAGCCGCCUCUCCAGUCUCCACCCAUUCUUCCUCCCGGCGGCGCCGAAGAAGGACCGAGGAAACGAUUUCGGCGCCCUCCCUUCUCCCGCGCGUUCUGGGAGACCGAUAGGGUUUAUCGAGAGAUCGAAUGCGGGAUGGGAGGAGGGGCGAUGGGGCCGGCGGGGAGAGCGGACCACCUGGGAGGGGUCCCGCGUGCGCUCGUCUUCAUGGCCGUGGGGGCCUUCGCCAAGGUCGUCACCUCCCUCCUCAACUCCACCUCCGUCCACAACGCCGAAACCCUAAUCCGCCUCGUCCGCUCCCGGCCCCCCGGCCGGCCCCUCAUCACCGUCGGCAAUCACAUGUCCACGGAUAAGUGGCCCUCCAAAGAAAAAGCUUAAGUUGUGCAUCAUAAAACAGGUUGGAUGACCCACUUAUGUGGGGUUUUAAGGGUUUUCCAACUACGGAUGCCAAACUAGCUCGGUGGGUUCUAGCAGCAGAAGAUAUAUGCUUCAAAAAUGCAAUUCUAUCAUACAUUUUUCGACUUGGAAAAUGCAUACCUACAACAAGGGGUGGUGGAAUAUAUCAGGCACAUUUGGAUGAAGCUCUUGAAGUGCUGAGUGGUGGAGGCUGGUUGCACACAUUUCCAGAAGGAAAAGUCUCACAGGCAAAUGCACCCAUAAGGCGUUUGAAGUGGGGAACUGCAAGUCUUAUUGUACGUGCACCUGUAACCCCCAUAGUUUUGCCUAUUGUUCACUGUGGAUUUGAAAAGGUGAUGCCUGAGAAAUUUUUCUUUGGAAGAAGACCAGUAGUCCCUCUUUGCAAGAAGGACAUCAAAAUCAUUAUUGGUGAACCAAUUGAAUUUGAUCUCCAAAGCUUGAAGCAGACGGCUAAAACAGUAUCUCGGGAAUCAUGUAUUCAUAGUCUAGGGUGGCCCAACACUACCCCGGAUGGACUUGACGAGGCAGCUCAAAAAUGGCUCUACAUUAACAUUUCGGAUCAGAUUCGAACAGUCAUGGAGAGAUUGCGUAUCUUUGGUGCAACCCUCAAAAGAUUUAAGGGUGGAUCUCUUAUCCAUACACGCUGGAUCUUCCGCUUGAACGAGGUGGAGCGCGGCGACAGCACAAAGUUCCAACAAACUCAUUUAUAUACGAAUGGCCAUCCAAUGCAUUGCAUUCCGCGUCCCGUAGAAUAUUUAGUCAGCUUUUUAACGGUUGAUGAGGUGGAUGACCUGGGUGUCAGGUUUGUGAUGGUGUCUGAAUGGGCGAAGUUUCAUAGCUAGCUGCUAUCGAAGUUCUAUCUACAAAUGGAUAAGAUUUUUGUCUUAGUGUAUAUGAAUGAUUGAAGUAAUGGAGUAAUAUCCUAUAUCUUUCUUUA